Molecule: messenger RNA, 879 nt
Organism: Acaromyces ingoldii
Lineage: Eukaryota; Fungi; Basidiomycota; Exobasidiomycetes; Exobasidiales; Cryptobasidiaceae
Product: ribosomal protein S4
Exons: 4
Coding region: 62-622 (186 amino acids)
Biological process (GO): positive regulation of translational fidelity; translation
Cellular component (GO): cytosolic small ribosomal subunit
Molecular function (GO): rRNA binding; structural constituent of ribosome
Source: RefSeq, a predicted model, not a curated record
CUGUCAACUUCCUCAAGAUCACGACUACGGUUCCGUCGACAGUGACACCCAACAGGUCAAGAUGCCUCGCGCUCCCAGGAACCACUCCAAGACCUACAAGGUGCCCCGUCGCCCCUUUGAGGCCGCUCGUCUCGACUCGGAGCUCAAGCUGGCCGGAGAGUACGGUCUGCGCAACAAGCGAGAGAUCUGGCGAAUUGCCCUGACGCUCUCCAAGAUCCGUCGUGCUGCCCGUGAGCUGCUCAAGCUCGACGAGAAGGACCCCAAGCGUCUCUUCGAGGGCAAUGCCAUCAUCCGCCGUCUGGUGCGGAUCGGUGUGCUCGACGAGACGAGGAUGAGGCUCGACUACGUCUUGGCGCUCAAGAUCGAGGACUUCCUCGAGCGUCGCCUCCAGACGCAGGUCUACAAGUCCGGCCUCGCCAAGUCGGUCCACCACGCCCGUGUGCUCAUCCGCCAGCGCCACAUCCGCGUCGGCAAGCAGAUCGUCAACGUCCCCUCGUUUGUCGUCCGUCUCGACAGCCAGAAGCACAUUGACUUUGCGCUCACAUCGCCCUUCGGUGGUGGCCGUGUCGGCCGUGGCAAGAGGAAGCGCGAGAGACUCGCUGGCGACGAGGAGGAGGAGUAGAUGCAUACCUAUCUGUUCCCUCGUUGCUCGGACCCCGAGACUCUCUACGCCUGGUUCACUUUCUCUCACACACUCUUCUCUGUACUUUCAUCUCACUCACACACACACACUACUACAAAGACCAAAACCGCAAAGGGUGGCUGUGAAGUCGUCAUACUCCCUCGUCAUGAACCCCAUGAUCAAAAAAGCAGCUAUUCACAUAUGGCUUCGGUAGCAUGUUUCUUUGCUUGUGUGCUCGACGACGGCGUCUACUUGGC